AAGAAAAUGGGGUCGGCGAGUAAACGACGGCGUAUCAACUCACUCGUAGGCUGAUUGAAGUUUGAAAAUUAAGGAAGUCAUAAAAAAGAUUUAUCGAGUCGCAAGCGUUUCUCUGGAGAACGAUUGUAAACUCGGUGAAAAGAAAAUGCGUUGCCAUGACGUAAAAUCUUGGACAUUUUCGGGUUUGGUGGCAGCGUUUCUUGAUCUCUCUGUAGCUUUCUCGCUACUCUGCGCCUCUUCUCUCGUUUAUUUAACCUCCAAGCUGCUCGGUGUAUUCGGUUUGAACCUCCCCUGCCCUUGUGAUGGCCUUUUCAGUGACCCCCCGCAUAAGAACAAGUGUUUCCAAGAGACUCUAGUGAACCUACCUGUGAAAAAGAUCUCUUCUGUGCAAAGAUCCGUGAUAAGUACAACACCUUUUGAUUCACUUCUGUAUAAAGAAGCUGAUGGUGAGAGUCUUGGUAAGAAGAGAAAAGGAGAGCGUAGUAGACACGUUGACUUUGAGAAAGAGGUGGUCUUUAGUACUCCGGAGGUUGAGAAUGCUUCAUGUUUCGAUCUUCUAACCUCGCAGAGUUUAAAGAAAGGAAGUUUUAAAGUUAAGAGUAAGCGUCUCAGCUUCCAUAGGUCGCCGUAUGGUUGCCAAAGUAAGCACUCUCCGCAAUCACCUGCCAGCGUCAUGGAGUAUCUGAACGAUGCUGAGGAAAACCAUCCUCUUCUUGUUAACUCCAAAGAUGGUGGAAAAGACUUGGAGGAUGUUCCGUUAAAGAAAAGUGUCUCACUUUGUUCUAUUGGGUGUGAAGAUGGUGGUGCUGGGAACAAGCAACCAGAGAGGACACUUUCAUGGGCGGGAGAGGGUACAUCCACUUCCCCUGUGGAUCUAACACAAAAGCCUAUUGAACAAGUGCUUGCGGAAGAACGAGCUUCUCAUGCUGCAUUAGCUCUUGAACUGGAGAAAGAGAGAAAUGCUGCCGCAACUGCUGCGGACGAGGCUUUAAGUAUGAUACUGCGGCUACAAGAGGAGAAAGCUUCGAUAGAGAUGGAAGCAAGGCAGUAUCAGCGGAUGAUAGAAGAGAAGUCAGCUUUUGACGCGGAAGAGAUGAGCAUUCUCAAAGAGAUUUUGCUGAGGAGGGAGUGGGAGAAACAUUUCUUGGAGAAAGAAGUUGACACCUACAGGCAAAUGUUUCUUGAGACUGAGCAACCUCUUCCCAACACCCCAGAUUCUAAACAACCAACUGAAUCAUUGGAUGACUCUUCUGGAUUUGAGAUGUUCACUAAUCAGAUGGACAGUCGUAUUCUUGAUUAUGAAAAUGUCGAUUCUCCAAAGCCAGGGGAGGUUGCCAAUGAUGGGGAAAUGAAGGUGAAUGAAGUAGAUCGAGAUCCAGAGAUUGUUAUAGAACAGCAAGAAGGAGAAGAGAGUACUUUACUUUCAGAACCAGUGGCUGAGUCUACGAAGGUUGGUGAGGACUCCGACGACAUUGAUUGCUGCUGUGUACAUGAUAUCCAUGUGGUGAAAGAUGAAGAUAACAAAGUGCAACUGAAUGUUCCUUCGGACCAUGUCGUACGGGAUCUCAAACUGGAUAGAUCACAAAGUGUUUUAGGUACAAGUUAUGGACUUCCACCGGCGUGUCCACAAGGACGAAGGAUCGUGUCUCCAAAUAUGCGCAGAAACUCAAUGUCAGCUGUUGACUAUGAGAGACUGAAAAUAGAGAGUGAAGUUGGUUUGCUGAGAGGUCGUUUGAGAGCUGUACAGAAGGGAAGAGAGAAUAUCAGUUUCUCUUCCAAGGAACAGAGCAAAUCGGUUUUGGGAGAUAAAACAAGUCGGUUUUGGGAGGCUAGAAGAUCGGAACCUAUCGACUCUUCAAGCCCUUCUUCCACAAUGGUAAAAGCUAUGUCUAUGUCAUUGGACCUACAUAGCGCUUGAAAGUUGAAACGACAAGGUAUGAAUUUACUCGCAUAACGCAACACAAAUAUACAGUAUGGGCAACACAUUGUAGUUUGUACAAUGUCUGCCAAACUCUAUGUUGGUUUUUGCUUGGAGAAUGAGAUCUGUUUACAGAGUUUUUGUCUCAAACAUUGUACUAUAAACGGUGUCGUUUCAGAACAAAACAGGGACGCUUUUGUGGUUCUCUUUAAUUAUAAAUGGUCGGAAUACUUUCUCUUUUCCAUUUUAGUGAUAUUUUGUCCUUUUUAUUUUUGUGAUAACCCUUUGAGCAUCGUUAUUGGUGAGAGCACUUUGUGAAUUUAUCAGAAAA
Brassica oleracea var. oleracea is the source of this 2249-nucleotide messenger RNA. RefSeq lists its product as uncharacterized. The transcript is spliced from 5 exons. The coding region runs from base 146 to 1918 and encodes 590 amino acids. The record is from RefSeq and is a predicted model, not a curated record. Lineage: Eukaryota; Viridiplantae; Streptophyta; Magnoliopsida; Brassicales; Brassicaceae.